CGAGUUUGAAGUAGGAAAACGAACAACCGGCUGCUUCAACUGUGUUUGUCUAUAUUACACCAUUCACACAAAACUCGAAGCCGAUCUGAAACAAAAGAAAUUUAUAUUACCAGGAUGUCAUUUUCUAGUGGUUCCCUUUUCCAACCUGCCCAAUCUUCUACAUCAACUACAGGAGGGUUGUUUGGAGGAACUGGGCAAACUGGUACCACUUCAUUUGGAGGAUUUGGGGGACAGCAGGUCAACACAGCAAAUCAACCCUUUUCAUUUGGAACCCAACAAGUAAAUGCUACACCUGCACUAGGAUUUGGCACCCAACAAACAAACACCACAGCAGCAGCACCUACCUUUGGAUUUGGUACAACACAGGCUACUUCAGCAACCCCAGGCUUUGGAUUUGGAGCUACACAGACUAGCACUGCUCCUUCAUUUGGUUUUAGUGGAACACAAACAAGUUCAGCUGCUCCCACUUUCGGUUUCGGAGGAACUCAAACCAACCUUGGGGCUCCAACAUUCGGAUUUGGGCAGCCACAGACUAGUAAUACUGGCUUCGGCUUUGGUCUGGGAACAUCUACUGCUUCAACGUCUACCGGACUUUUUUCUGGAACUGGAGGUGGAUCAUUCGGGGCAUCCCUUGGAAGUACUGGGACUGCACCAUCAGGUACAUCCUUUUCUUUAGGGACCCCUGCAUUUGGAAGCACAGCACCUUCAACCGGGCUGUUUGGUCAACAAACACAACCACAGCCUACCCCUCCCGCGCAGCAAGCCGGCACACAAGUAGAAUCUGUUUUGUCUUCUGUACUUUAUUGUAACGUUUAUGGUGAUGAGCGAGACGCAAUCUUGGCCCGUUGGAAUCUUCUGCAAGCGGCAUGGGGAACCGGAAAAGGUUUUUACUCUGGCACGGCCAGUGCUGUACAAUAUACUGCGGAAAAUUCAUUGUGUCGUUUCAAAGCGAUUGGUUAUAGCAAACUACCACAAGGAAAGAAUGAAGAUGGAAUAAUUGUAUUGCUAUUUAACAAACCUGAAGCAGACAUUCGUCGAGAUCAAGCCCAAUUAGUAAGUGUCAUAACUACAGCACUGGGAAACAAGCCGAACCUUAACGUGACCGUGGAGGGUGUUUCGGGGUUGGACAUAAAUAAAACAGAAGUCCUUAUCUGUGUUCAAGAACGAUCAGCAACCGGUGCCAUCCACAAGGUACCUGCCAUUGAGCUGUCCUCAUUCCUAUGGAGCCAGCAGCCAUCUGGAAUGAUGCAAACAGCUCGUGGUCAACUCAGCACGCUCGGCGUUGUUUCCUGCGUUCCAAGGGUGCGACCAACGCCCGAACAAUUGCGGGAAUAUCUGGCAUCUCCUCCGGCUGGUAUCGAUGCUCGAAUCUGGAAACAAGCGCAGUCGGAAAAUCCUGAUCGUGAUAAUUUCAUACCUAUACCAUUGAUUGGAUUUGGCGAUCUUGUUCGCCAUCUUCAUCUUCAGGAAAAGGAAACUCGCCGACACCAAGGAACAUUGGACAAAUUAGCAGAAGAAUUAGCUAACCUGCAAUCGCGAGCAUCCGAAACAUCAGUAGCGCUAAGCGAACAGCGACGACGAUACAUAGAUUUGCAGCAUCGAAUCCUUAAAGUUCUGAUAAAACAAGAGUGCUCACGAAAAGAGGGCUUCGCCCUGCAACCAGAAGAAGAACGAUUAAGAGUGCAACUCGAGUCUGUGCACAACGAACUCAGUAUCCCUACGCAAUUUAGAGGUCGACUAAAUGAAUUGCUAUCACAAAUUAGGAUGCGACAAUCUGCUUUUAUGCCAGCAGAAAGAAUGGCAGAACGGUACAAUAUAGAACCAAAUGUUUUGGAUGAUUUAAAACAAGUAUUGAAAUCGCAGCAAGAAGGAAUGGCUCAGUUGAUGAAUAUUCUUAAAGAAGAUUUCAAUGAUUUACUUGUCUUAGAUAAUGCUUUGAAACAUUAAUUUUGUCAAUGGAUGACUUGAGAGCUUUUGAUAAGCAAAGUAUUUGUUUUAUUGUAUUCCAUUUUCGGAAGGCUCUAACACAGAAAUAUAUUUUGCACUUGUACUGUUCA
Messenger RNA from Daphnia carinata, 2057 nucleotides. RefSeq names its product nuclear pore complex protein Nup54-like (gene Nup54). The transcript is spliced from 8 exons. Gene Ontology annotation, cellular component: nuclear pore central transport channel; nuclear pore. The record is from RefSeq and is a predicted model, not a curated record. Lineage: Eukaryota; Metazoa; Arthropoda; Branchiopoda; Diplostraca; Daphniidae. Bases 115 to 1947 code for a protein of 610 amino acids. Gene Ontology annotation, molecular function: structural constituent of nuclear pore. Gene Ontology annotation, biological process: protein localization to nuclear inner membrane; nuclear pore organization; NLS-bearing protein import into nucleus.